Paramuricea clavata is the source of this 420-nucleotide messenger RNA. Lineage: Eukaryota; Metazoa; Cnidaria; Anthozoa; Malacalcyonacea; Plexauridae. The record is from the annotation of a GenBank genome assembly.
AUGUGGAUAUGCUCCGGUUGUUUGCUCGAAGGCAGCAUAGACACGGCGAACAGACGUGAUAAAGAAAGCCAAGAGACAGAAGAAUGCAAGUUUAGAAAGAUAACUUGUGAAUCUUGUGAUGAACAGUUGGUGUACGUUGAUUAUAAAAAACACCAGUGUACGCUAAGAAAAGAAAUCAACGAAGUUAAAUCACGCUUGGAUGAAAUGAGCGAUGCACUAAAACAAGUUGUUCUUACUCAAGGGGAAGUACUGGAAAAGCUCAAAGUCAACGACAAAAGUAUUAAGGAUAUUCAAAAUACUCUACAGUAUGUCACACAUUUAAUUGAAAACUGUCUGUUUUUCCCAUGUAACAAAUCAUUUUCGUUCCUUCACGGGAAGAGAAAAAUGCUUUGUGGUGGCAUGGAUUCAAAGCGAAUUUAA